This is a messenger RNA of Trichoplusia ni (cabbage looper), 5944 nucleotides long. Its product is annotated as alpha-(1,3)-fucosyltransferase C-like. Gene Ontology annotation, molecular function: alpha-(1->3)-fucosyltransferase activity. Bases 672 to 1937 code for a protein of 421 amino acids. The record is from RefSeq and is a predicted model, not a curated record. NCBI's taxonomy places the organism in Eukaryota, Metazoa, Arthropoda, Insecta, Lepidoptera, Noctuidae. Gene Ontology annotation, cellular component: membrane. The transcript is spliced from 3 exons.
GACAAGAUUGAUGUUACUUACACAUAUUUUUAGUUAUUAAAAUUCAUUUUUAUUUUUACGCUCAUUUAAUAUGUUCAUCAAAAUUGGCUACUUUUGCGAUUUUCUCCAGAAGUAAGAUCACUUAAUUUUCAGAUAAAGAAUUUAAAUACUUUUGUGAUUGAGUGUACAAUAUGUCGGAGAUGAAUAGCCUAGCAAAAAGAUGCGAGUCACUUAUUAUGAUACAAUGGCAGGUCAAAUGAUUCAUACGAAAAUCAGCCUUAUUGCUACGAGAUAAGGGUGCUGUGUUACCCCUCAUGCCAGUCAGUCCUGCGCGAUUUCUUCCAAUACAAUUUAAAGCUAAUCUGUGAUAACAUUAAGUCAUUAAUUGCUUAAACUGCGUUUGAGAAACAGAUUGCCAGUUUUUAUCCGCAUAACGUGUUUAAAGCUGAAGAUUUAUGGAGUAGGAAGUACAGUAAUACUGCUACUUGCAUUCUUGUUCCUCAGUUGAGUGCAUUGAGCCACACGCGACGGACUGUUUACCAUAUCCAUCGUAAAAUCAAAAUCUCGCCCAAAAACGGAGUUCCGAAUACUUUUUGUAGGUAUACGACACCUUGAAACUAGUCUAUGGAAAUAUCACAAAUGCACUCAGUGACCGCCUAUGUUAUAAGGAAUCCGAAUAUGAGGCGAAAGAGAUGCCGUCGCGUACCCGGGCCAGGUGCCUCAUGCUUCUCUUGAGGCAAAUGAGAUCUGUCAAGUUCUUCUUCUUAGUCAGUUGCACAAGCUUUGCCGUUUCACUGUUUUGGGUACAGCUUGCUGUUCGGCAAGAGCAACCCGAUUUAACUGCGACUCUUGUUCAAGAAGCCCUAGAAAAUGUUGGGAGGGACAGCAGGUAUAAGGAUGUAUAUCGGAAAACGAACAAGCUCCCUAAAGACUUCAAAUACAUAUUAUUAUGGAAUUCUCAAAAAAUGGCACCUAUGUACUACCUCGGCAACGGACAAAAAGCGUUCCUUGACAACAAUUGCUCAGUAGUCGACUGCUAUGUUACCGAGGACAGAAACUUUUUCGGUAAUGAUAUAACUAAAUUCGAUGCCAUAGGUUUCAAUGGACGAAAUCUCGAUCCCUUCGAUUUACCAACCGAACGUUCUCAACAUCAAAAGUAUAUAUUUUUUAACAUGGAAUCGGCAGAUAAUUAUCCAAUUUGUGACGAGCAGUUCGACGGAUUCUUCAAUUGGACGGCUACCUAUAGACUAGAUUCAGAUGUUCCAAUCCCGUACUUACUAAUAAGGGAUAGGGCGGGUAAAGUGGUGGGGCCUAAGUUGAAUAUGAAAUGGAAGGAGGACAUGCCAGAAGUAGGGGAUGAGUUUGCAUACAGGAUUGAAAAUAAAACUAAAGCAGCAGCUUGGUUCGUGUCUCAUUGUAAGACGAGAAACGGUCGACUAGGGUUUGCGGGGGCAUUGAAAUCUGCUCUACUUCCUUAUGGCUACACAGUCGACGUGUAUGGGUUGUGUGGUUCGCUGCAAUGUCCCAGAAACAAACAGUCCGAUUGUGACUUCUUGUUGAAGAGGGACUACUUCUUUUAUUUGGCGCUAGAGAACUCUUUCGAUCGAGACUACGUGACGGAAAAGUUACUGACGGCCUUGCAGCAUGACGUUGUCCCCAUACUUUAUGGUGGAGCUGAUUAUUCAAGGUUUCUACCACCAGGAUCCUAUAUCGACGGGCGGAAGCAGAGCGUGACUAGACUAGCUGCCAUCAUGGACAGGCUGAUGCAUUCUCCAAAAAGGUACAGCCAAUACUUCAGGUGGAAACCUUACUACACGUACCACGACCCAUCUAAAGUCGAAAAUGUCUGCUCAGUCUGCGAAGCUUUGCACAACAAGAAAAAGGUUCAGGAGACCACCAUCUACGAGAGCUUUAGGGAUUGGUGGUACUCAGACUACGAGGCGAGGUGCGAUGAUUGAUGGAUUGAUCACACCUGCUGUUGAUUACAUGCAUCCGAACAUAUCGUUUAACAUCUUAACACAUCAUGUGAACUUAUUAUAUUUAUUUAUUCCUAAAAUUCAAGUUGUAGCCGUUAGUAUUGUCGAAACCGUGCUAUUAUUAUAAAACUGAAUUACUCUGCUUGACUGAAAUGAUCUCGCUUUACUGCUUCGCGGGAAAAGUUUUUGAUAUAUAUCUAUGCUGCAUUUUUCACUGAUCUUCCUUAGCGUCAAUUCUCUUAACAUCCUAUUUUUAUUAGCGCGCAACUUUUAUACUAAUGCAUUUCUUACCAUUACCAGUGAUUGAUAAAAAAAUACCGUUUAUUAUGAAAUUUGUGGGGUAUACGUACGAAACUGCAGACUUUGUUUGCGAAUAUUCUCAUGAGAACAUUGACAUCAUCAAAAUUCAAAACCAGAUUUCGGAAAUCAGUAAUAAAGACUUCAUUGAUCAGCGUUAGGUUGUGUACUGGAAUGCACUGCGAAUAAAGGGUGGUGGCGGCGUUCUGGUGGCAAUCUUAAAAUCACGAGCUAAAUAUAACAAAAUAGACUUUCUUCUUAUAUUUUGACCUGCUCUCAAAGAGUAGUAAUCAAUGGAUACAGUUCAAGGGUCAUCGAGGUUACAUCAGGCGUCCCACAAGGCUCUAUUCUUGGGCCAUUAUUAUUUAACAUUUUUGUAAACAAUAUCUGUCACUGUUUUCAUCAUACAAAGUUUCUAAUAUACGCCGACGAUAUAAAGGUCUACAAAUCCUUUAGUAAUCUUUUUUGCUUUUCAAAGAAUCUUUAUCUCAACUGAAACCAGUACCGACCUCGGUGUUAUAUUCAACACCAAAUUAUACCUAGAUAUACACAUUAACAAAAUAUUCAGAAGAGUUUUUUAACUUUUCGGAUUUGUCAUGCGGUCCACUCUUGACUUCAAAAAAAACACAUUCAGGUUUAUGUUUAUACAAAGCCCUCGUUCGUUCACAACUGGAGUAUGCAGUUUCAGUAUGGACUCCAUUCUACAUAAAAUAUGCUGAGAUGGUAAAGCAUGAUACGUACAGAUUUUUGCGUGCUAUGCAUUAUGGAUGUCAUAAAGCAUACCUACCGUAUGCCGUUUUUAUCAGUAGGUCAAUAUAACUUGAAGCAACUGUUCUGUAUAAUAUGAUCUGCUAUGCCGUACCUUCGUUCCGUUAUUUAAAGGCGAAAUGUACGCGCAUGCACUCUUUUUGCACUGAACACCUGUCGAACUAACUCAGGCCUAAGUUUUCGUUUUACGUCUACUUUAACUCCGCAUGGUUAACACUCAUAACGUCACCUUUGUAAACAUAGAUAUUUUUAAUUGUAGCAAAAUUCAAAAGCCUCCUUCACCGUUGCCUACUAACUUGAUACGCAAACGACUUUAUGACAGUAAUUUUAAUAUUGGCAUUGUGUUUUUAUAGAUAUAUAUUAUGCUUAAAGUCAUAUUUAUAAAUAUGGCAAUAAAUUUUAAUACUCUCGUUAUCUGUUAUAGUAUUUGUACUGCUGUUAAUUAAUGAUCCUAGCGAUUAGCAUUCUUCUUUUCUAAAUUUCUAUGUUUACUUGCGGACAGGGUUGUGGGUUGCAUUAUGACUACAGCCAGUCAUUGUUAUAUUAGUUAUAAGUUUUAUGUAGUAACUAUUUGCUGUUCCUUAAGAAUAAAAUGACAUUGAACGACUGUCUAUCUGAACGCCGCAGACAAAGUCAGGGGUGGUGUAGUCCGUCGUGGUACUUAAGAUAUUUUUAAACUUUCAUUUAAAGCAAUAGAAAGUACAAAUCAAAUUCGCCUUUAAUUUUGAAGCUUGAAAUUGAUCUAAUAAAUAUGCUUUAACUAACGCAUAUCGAAUAAAUCACAGGCCAAUUUUAGUCUUCAUAAGUAAGUCAGUAUUAAAAUUGUGAUUUUUAGUAACAGUUAUAAGGAAAAUCAUAGAUAUAGACUGGCUUUUAAAUAAAGUGGGUCAUUUUACUGAUUGAAUUUAUCUUGUGUUUUCCAGAAUGUUUACGAUAUAUUUAAUAGUUGUAACAGUUUUAGGCUAGGGUUAGUUUGUUUAGUAGUUAGGUUAGUUUUAGGUCUUCGAGCAAAAAUCAUAAUUUGGUUUUAUUCCUUGCAACGAAAUUUGAAUGUUAAAAAAGCUAUGGGUUCCGUACAAAUAGGCUAGGGAUAAAUCGGUCGGAUGACUAAAAUUUUUAUUAGUAUUGGUUGUUACAGUGUAUAUGCAUAUGUGAAUGUGAAUUUCAACUGCAUAGCUAUCAAGGUUCAUGAGAUACAGCCUGAUGGCGGACGAACGGACAGACAACGGACCCAAAAUAAUAGGGUUCCGUUUUUACCCUGUAUGUACGGAAUCCUAAAUAUGAUUAAGUGAACUCAUGAUAUCUGUUUGCGUUUAAUUGAAACGCUAUUUGUAAGAAAAAUGGAUUUUUGAAUGAAUUAUUGUUAGACCGUUUUGUUUUGUAAAUAGUGUUGUGUUUGAAGUAGUAUUUAUUUAGCAUAUGUACAUAUAUAGAUAGUAAGACAUCAAAAUAUGAGUACAGUCCAUGAAAUCUAAAAAAUAGAAAUAAACAACAUGUUAUUUCAAAUUCUUGGAUACAAGUCGGAUAAAAUUAAAUUUCUUCGUAAUUUAAUCGUUUUACCAAAGAAACCUCUUUGGUUUUCUUAAUUGCGUGUUAUCUUAAAAAGUAUAAAACGUAGACAUUAGGCAUUUAAUGGGUCUUUAAAAUUACGACAUUUGUUUAAAAUUGCUCAAUAACAAGUUUCGAUUCUUAAUGAACUCUGUUCGAAUAUUAAGGAUAAUUUUAAAUUAUUUUUUCCAUUUCAGUCUCUUUCAAUUUAACGUCUUGUUCGUCAAUUGAUACAUAUCUGCUACUUUUAGACAUUAUAGAAAUACAAAAAAUAGUUUUAGAAAAUGACUCAAUAGCGGAUUAAGUGUUUACACUGUGAACAAUAGUAUCAUUAAUUAUAGCUCCAUGUAUCAUAUCAGAUUUUAGGGAAAAAACAUUAAAAAAAAAAGAGUUUGUGUAUAAUAAAACUUCGGUAUACUUCAGCAAGAUUUUUUAUUGCUGAUCAAGAUAUUCAAUUUAAGAUAAAAAAUAUUGUUGUUCUUUGUUGUAUAACAUGUACUUAAAUGUGUUCUUAGACGGUCUCCGUUUGAUUUGAAAUUUAUCGGAUAUUUGACUCCGAAACUAGUCGGAUAUUUGACUCCGAAACUAGUCGGAUAUUUGAUUCUGAAACUAGUCGGACGCUUGAUUCCGAAUCUAGUAGGGAAGAGUUAAAUUUUGCUCAUAAAAACAAGUUAUUUGAAUAAAAGCAAGAUUGAUUUUAAGAAAAUAGCCAAUCCUUCCAUAAUUCUAUUGGUUAACGAUAUUUCUUCAUAUUAGUUUUGAACCAUUCUUCCAAUUAAUUAUUAAGACGAAAUGGCUUCCGUAAUUUAAGGAGUUUCGAAGAGUAGCAUUUUAAAAUGAAAUGUUCAUGUAAGAUAAUAAUUACUAGUAUUAUUUAACAAUAAAUACUUAGGUAUAAGAAUGGUCUGUUGAUGAGAUGUAGUUUGGUACUUUGUAUUGUAUUUUUUAAUCUGUAUAGUUCUCUGUACUUAAGUCAAAAACAAAUGUAAAUUAUUAUUCAAGAAUGCAAACCAAAGUAUAUGUUAUUUUUACUCCCAGAAAUAAAUAUGAAUUAAGCAGUUAUCAAAUGUGUGUCGGAGGAAGCUAUGAGCCGGGUUGAUUGUUGUUUGAUAAAAUUAUUUGUUAACAAUUUAAUUGUUUCAAAAUGGCUAUUAAAUUUAAUAUUUGUUACAAAUGUUAAAAUCUAAGUUUUAUUCUUUCACUCACUCACUUUUAUUGUUUGUCGUUCCGGUUGGAUUUUUGUAACAAUUUUUUGAGGCACUUGCUUAUCCGGAUAAGCAAGCAAGAUGAAAUCUUCAGGGUAGCUUCAAAUCCGGUGAUAAUGAAUUUUGCAACUAAAAAACUGCCGAAUCGAUUUAGAUAAAAUUGGAACGGAA